AUAAUACAAAGGAGAUAAUUCCGAUGUCUCAAAUCACUGAAGCCCUUUGAUUUAGUACAAUAUAUAUUAUGUGAUCAUUUAUAGUCUUAACAUCAAGCCCGGAGACAGUUCGUCGGACUUUUUACUGCACGGCAAUACUGAAAACGGGCGUAUCAUAUAUAUUAUGAAAUGUAUAGGAUUUAUGUUUAUAAAGUAUUGUUGUUAUAAUAUGUUACAAUAUAUUUUAUGUUCGUGAAUCGUAUCCGAUAUAGCCCGUCGGGGUCGCUUUAAUAAAAUAUUAUGCCUUUACGGUGGUUGGAAAAAAAAUAUAGGUAUAUUUUAUACACUAUUAAAGUAUUAAACUAUGGGAGACGGUCGUCGUGUCGUGUGCCAUCGCCUAUGAUGUGUAUAUAGGACGCAGUUGUGGCGGGGAAAGAAGAAGUCGUCGGCGAUUGCUGCUGCCAUACCACUCCAUUCCACGCGGAAGCGUUUCUCGCAGCGUGACGUCACAACGCCGCCGCCGCCACCACAGCCGUCGGAAGUGGCCACCGCGGUCGCGUGGAAGGGGGCACCGGGGCUCCGGAUGGACCGCCGGCCAACGGUGUCUACGAUCGGUUCUUCAAUAGUCCGUUGCCAGUGGACUGGCGAAGGCCAAGGUCUGAUAUUUUCUUUCGUACAUUUGCACACCGUAUAUAAAAUAUAUCAUUUCCUAUAUUUUAUAUUCCCGACGAAACUCAACUAUAACAUUUUAUCCGACAGUUUUUAAAAAUUGUUCACAUUUCUCCGCCGUCGUCUCCUAUUUGCCUUGCACACCUCAUUCACGCCAGUGCAGUUUUUCGCGAACAAAAAUUAUUAUAUUAAAUUUAAACCGAAAUUUGCAUUUUGAUCGUUUUUGUUGUGCGCCGUUUUUGCAUCCAGCCGCCAAGCGGUCCAGUCCGCCGCGCCAUCCACACCGCCUAUACGGAAGCACCGUCUUCCGCCAUCAUAUCACGAAGAUUUCCGCCGCUUCAAAUGGACAAGGCCAGCAUGAGCGCGCUGUGCGCGUGCUUCAUGAUGCUGACGAUGGCGUCAGCCACUUCUUUGCAAGACUGCGAGGCUGACAUGACGGGGUUCGAGCUGGUUACCGGGUACGUGUUCACGGCACCCGAUGACUUGCUGGACAGCAUACCCGGCACGCUGAUGUUGACCGACUGCCUGGAGGCAUGCCAAACCAACGACACAUGCGAAUCGGUCAAUUACGAGACCGGUCUGUGCGUGAUGUUCUCGUCGAACGCCGACGCAUAUCCAGGAGCGUUGAGCAAGUCACAGUUUCCGGUGUUUACGAUAUACGCACAAAAGACAUGUUUGGGUAUAAAACCAUGUGAACGAGCCUGGUGUUUCGACCGAGUGCAGGGUUACAAGCUCAAAGGGUUUGGCAAGAAGAAGCUAGCCGCAACGUCGAGGCAAGACUGCUUGGAACUGUGUCUAGGCGAAAGAGAAUUUUCUUGUCGAUCGGCAAACUACAACAACGGUACGGCGGAAUGCGAUAUGUCUGACAUGGACAGGCUGACGGUGGCCGGUCAGGGGGCGUUCGAACCAGCUGCUGGCAUUGACUACUUGGAAAACAACUGCGUGGACGAGCCGGUCAAGCUGUGCGAGUUCAAAAAGUUCCCAGGCCGAAUACUGAAGACCGUCGAUUCCGUAUACCAGGACGUUGGUUCUCUGGAAGACUGUCGGGAACUGUGCCUCAACUCGCCGUACAGGUGUCAUUCGUACGAUUACGGCGAUACCGGCGAGCUCGUGUGCCGUCUCAGCCACCAUUCCAGGGCCACGUUGGCAGACAUACAGGACCCCUACUUAGAAGUUCCAGAAGCUUCCACUUAUGAGCUCAACUCUUGUUACAAUAUAAGCAUCGAGUGCCGUUCAGGAGACAUGGUAGCUAGGAUUAAGACCAGCAAAUUAUUCAAUGGCAAGAUAUAUGCGAAAGGAAAUCCAAACUCUUGUGUUCAAGAUGUACGCGGAAGUUUGGACUUCGAACUCGAAAUGGCUUACGACGAUGUGGAAUGUAACGUAAAACAACAAGGCCUAGGAAGAUAUAUGAAUGACGUAAUUAUCCAACACCACGACACCAUAAUCACCAGUUCCGAUCUUGGUGUGGCCAUCACGUGCCAAUACGACUUGACCAACAAAACAGUUUCGAAUGAAGUAGAUCUGGGCAUACAGGGCGAUUUGAAACCAGCCAUGACGGAGGAAGUUAUCGUGGACUCACCGAACGUCGCCAUGAAGAUUACAGACCGACAAGGGGCUGAUGUUAAACCUUCGGCCGAAGUGGGAGAUCCGCUGGCACUUCGAUUCGAAAUAUUGGACCCGAACAGCCCGUACGAAAUAUUUGUCAGAGAACUGGUAGCUAUGGAUGGUGUAGAUUCUAGUGAAAUCGUGCUGAUUGACGCUGAUGGAUGUCCGACCGACCACUUUAUCAUGGGCCCUCUUUACAAAUCAUCGGACUCAGGAAGCGGAAAGAUUCUCUUAUCAUACUUCGAUGCAUUUAAAUUCCCAUCAUCUGAAGUGGUCCAAUUCAGAGCCUUGGUCACUCCUUGUAUGCCCACCUGCGAACCCGUUCAGUGCGACCAAGAAGACGCUUCAGGAGAACUCAGAUCCGUACACUCGUUCGGAAAGAGGAGGCGGCGAAGGUCGACCAAGAAUACAUCAGAAGCUAGAGACGACAUGUUACUAGUGCAGAGCAUUCAAAUCACCGACAAAUUCGGAUUCGGCGCGCAACAGGCAUCGCCGGAAAUGAAUCCCACGGACACGACGGCUUUCAGCAUAAAGCACCACGACUACAACAUCGAUAGUUUAUGUGUUAAUUUGUUCGGUGUUAUAAUAUCGUGCCUAGUGUUUCUGACCGUUCAAGUUGCCGUGCUAAUAGCGUGGGCGUAUGUUUGGAACAAAAAGAGAAACGUCGACAAGUACCAUCAACAGGAUGGGCUGUCCGUGAGUAUGAGCAUACCGGUGGGACGGACGGACAGCAUGUGCAAGCUGUACGAUACGGGGUACGCAAAACGAUACUAAGUGAUCGACUUUAAAUGAUCCAUAAUGAGAUAGAUUGCCAUGACAGAUUUUUUAACCUAAAUUAGCUAGAUACAAUUAUACAAAUUACGAAUUUGUUAAUCAUAUUGAUAAACAAUCUUUUAAAAGUGACAUCGCGCUCAAAUAGCCUUAACGGUCAGAAUAAAUAAAAAAAAACUUUAGUAUUUAAAAGACCGUUAACUUAUAUAUAGGCUAGGCUGUUCGACUUUAAGUUUAAACGUUUUUAUCUGAUUAUAAUUGUAAUCAAAAAAAAAAAUAUAUUAAAGUUAAUUUUUCGAUCAUUUGUAAGAGAUAUAGGUAAUGAUUUAAAAUUUUAUUGCUAGAAAUUAUUUUAUAUAU
Acyrthosiphon pisum (pea aphid) is the source of this 3384-nucleotide messenger RNA. It is a transcript of the gene neo, whose product is annotated as ZP and PAN domain-containing protein neyo. Lineage: Eukaryota; Metazoa; Arthropoda; Insecta; Hemiptera; Aphididae. Bases 991 to 3027 code for a protein of 678 amino acids. The record is from RefSeq and is a predicted model, not a curated record. Gene Ontology annotation, biological process: anatomical structure morphogenesis. The transcript is spliced from 6 exons.